AUGAGGACAUCUUCAGGCGAACAGUCGACAGAUCUGAGCAUCUCUGUUGUAUCCCCCAAACAUGAUGAAAGCCGGUGGUUCGCAAUACCUAAGGAUAUUCGUGAGGAGCUUUCCCUAUCAGAGAUAUACGAAUUCCCAAAUCUAGAGUCCCUUUGCAAAGAGACAAUCGAAGAGAUUAUCGCCGGUCUCCUACCUGGAACGGGACCGAAAGAAUAUCAAGAAAGUAUUAAAGAUCACGGCGGUGUUUGUGAGGUUACACGAUCCUUGCUAAAGCUCAUUGUUGCCAAUGUUAGGGCCCUCGAGGGCCUAAAGAUCUCAAGGGAAGUGCUAUAUAAAGCCCUAGUCGAGCGUGGUGAUAAGAUACCUUGGAACCGGCCAGUAGGAUAUGCUAGUCUUGUGACAGAUAUUCGGCAUAUAGACUGGUGGCGAAUGUACUGUGGCCAGUGUUUCCUUGCUUGGAGAAGGAUUAUGUGCCAGCAUACUCAGGCUAUUCUACGAAAUUCAACAAGCAGUCUCCACUACUACAUCCUAUGGAUGGGCAACGGCAAUCGGACCGCGCAUUUUAUCAAACUUUGGGAAUUCCCGGAAGAUACAUUGGACGACUCUUGGUAUCAGAUCCGUUCGAAUAUACUGGAAGCUGUCUUCUGCAAGGCUUUUAAAACUCAUCAUGGGAUGCUGAACAGAAUUGAUUGUCCUGAUUCACCAACCAAGAGCUAUGGGCUGAAUAUAAUGACGCCACUGGUCCAGGGGUAUGUCACACUUUCUAAAGCUCUACGAGUUAAAGCCAAUGCGGGCCCAAGCCAAUCACCGGAUGCCCAGAUCAGACAUUGGGCUACGUUCAACCCUUCUAAAAAGAAAGUUCAGAGAAAACCGCGCCCUAUCUUCCAGUGCGACUUCGAUGCAGCGCUAGAAAUCGCACUCAGAGAUAAAGAACUUUUCCAAUAUGUGAUUAAAUUACUUCGAAGUCCAAGAUAUCCCGCUAAGCCAGAAGCUUGUGAUUCUAUCCCUUUUUCAGGUAGUCUUCAAGCAGCAAUUGGCUUUGUUCUGGAUUAUGCGGCAGUAUCAGUAGCUAAUGACAGUCCAUUGGAGUCUGUGAUUAGCAAAAACUCUGGUGAUCUCCCAUGGCCCAUUCAAGGCUGCGGGUUUCACGAGGGCAAUGUUCUUGUGUGGACAUAUAAUUUCAAGAGGUUUUCCAGUUUAACGCCUGAUGAUUUCACUGCUACUGAAGAUUCUGAAAGAUUAUGGGAGGACUCUCAUAAAACUCUCCUUGAACAGUGUGCUGCCAAAAUAAUUCUUCUUUGUGGGCCACGGGCGGGAAGAAUCAUCAAAGCAAUGAUAGAAGGUUCGAGUCAGUAUACCCUUGAUAUCCAAGGGUAUAAGUAUCAAAUUUAUCUUGACCAUAGACGGCUCUAUAUUCGCUGCCCUGAGUUACCAGCAGAGGUAUGGUCUAUUAACCCGAUUCAUGCUGCCCGGCUGAGUGAUGUGGUUCGAUUCGCAACUAGGGUACUCGGUAUAACAGAUAUCAGACCGUAUUUCGUCGAAUCAAGCAGCAUUGUCGGCUAUAUCCUUAGCCAGGCUAGAAAGGAACGGCUUGGUGGACAUAUUAUGACAACAGACGACCUUGAUGCAGGUAUCAAGCUUUGGCUAAUUCGUAAAGGUAUUGGAGACGAUGAUGAUAUCCGUGAAAUUGAAACUAUUGCUGGUUCUCUCGUCCGUGGUCUUCUGAUGUUAUUACAUGCACUUCCCAGAAGAGAAAAUGCUGUGCAAACCCCCAUAAGACCUCCAUUGCCAGAUAUCGGGAGGGAAAGGACUCGUGUUCAUGAAGGCUUUGAUAAUGGAAGCUACGAGAAAAUCAAGGAAAUGGUCCGUGAUCGAGUGGGAAAACGCGACGAAUUAUACCUAGAAUGCCUGUCUACUUUGCCAAAGAAAGAAACAGGCACCGCCGAAGACAUAGCUGAAGACGCUGCUGAGGCUCAUCAGACAAUGACCACUGAGACUCUUUUCCAGGUAGAUGAUAAGGAGGUAACCGGCAUGCAGACUUGGUUAUUCAACCGCCGAAAGGAAACAAUAGGGUCCGAUGAAGGGUCAAAUUACCUUCCUAAGACUGGCAAAAGGAACAAUUUAGAAACCACGAGCUGCCUGGAGGUUGCACACAGUUUUGAAGCUCGGGUCGAGGAUUUAACACUUCUGAUAGAUCAAGCAAUUACAGAUGGAUUUCUUGAUCCAAAUAUUGAUCUCCUCAAAAGUCUGGCUGAGAGCCUCGGCGUUAAGUCUUCUAGAAAGGGAUGCUUACGAAAGGGUCAGACUACUGGGAAAACUGGCUGCACGCGAAAGAUUUGGCGAGAAGAAAGAGAAGUCUUUCAGACUAAAGAAUAUCAGUAUACUGUGCCCCUUGGUAUGACUUAUGAGAGAUCUAUCUCGCUAAACUACUGCCCUAUCAAAUUCCCAUCAGGUAUGGAUGUGGGAGACGGUACAAUAUAUGUCAAAAUGGAGAUUUGUCCAUUUGGCCAGAGACAUCCUAAGGUUUAUGCAACUAGCGCAACAGACGACGAUCCUGCCUGUCGACUAGCAUUCUAUGUUAGAUUCACAGACUCUACCGGAUCUGAGGUUAGAUAUUACGAAAGAAACGCAAACACAAGCCCACUAUUCCGCGCGAAUACAUUUGUGGAUGUCUUGGCCAACAGUGUACCAGAUGAACAGAUCGCCAAAACCCCUAGGAGAUAUCUUCAUUAUAAAAAAGGAAUGUCUCCAGCAGGGCUCGAAGGCUUCGAGGGCGGUAGCUAUACAACUCUUCCAUGA
Molecule: messenger RNA, 2799 nt
Organism: Aspergillus pseudonomiae
Lineage: Eukaryota; Fungi; Ascomycota; Eurotiomycetes; Eurotiales; Aspergillaceae
Exons: 2
Coding region: 1-2799 (932 amino acids)
Source: RefSeq, a predicted model, not a curated record